Ceutorhynchus assimilis (cabbage seed weevil) is the source of this 387-nucleotide messenger RNA. NCBI's taxonomy places the organism in Eukaryota, Metazoa, Arthropoda, Insecta, Coleoptera, Curculionidae. The record is from the annotation of a GenBank genome assembly.
AUGAAGACCUGCAUACAAACCAACAUCAAGUUGCGAAAAACCAAGAAGGCAUUACCACCUAUACCGCAGCAAAAGUUUGGUCCGGAGUCUGCAAAAGUACCGCCACAUCAUUGCAAAAAUCCCUGUGAAGAGCAACCACCAUCAUUAAAAGCAAUGCCAGCCAAACCAAGCAACUCCGAAGUCACAAAAUUAGCUACAGGUGCUACAACAAAGCGCCCAGCCACUGUGAGCAAAAAGCAAGAGAGACCCCAAGAAAGCGAAUCUGAACCCGAAGUCAGCACAGCAAGUCACGACAGUCUUGGAAGCAGACGCCCCAGCCGAUUACGGAGGCCACCAUCGUACUUGAAGGAAUACAACGUAAAUUCCGAAGAAGAAGAAUACACUUAG